Lizanozyma spartinae is the source of this 1566-nucleotide messenger RNA. RefSeq lists its product as uncharacterized. The coding region runs from base 1 to 1566 and encodes 521 amino acids. The transcript has a single exon. The record is from RefSeq and is a predicted model, not a curated record. Lineage: Eukaryota; Fungi; Ascomycota; Pichiomycetes; Serinales; Debaryomycetaceae. Gene Ontology annotation, molecular function: zinc ion binding. Gene Ontology annotation, biological process: regulation of DNA-templated transcription. Gene Ontology annotation, cellular component: nucleus.
AUGACUUCAUAUGAAAAGCUCUUUAGUUAUGCUACCAAUGCCAUUGGCCAUUUCUUACCUGUUGAUAAGGCCACAUGUACUGAAAUGGUUAAAUAUGCAUUGACUUUAGGCUCAGAUCACGAGAUCCAAAUGCACUUUCUCAAUUUGUUAGGUGAAGAUCAAGUCCUCCCGUUUGUCACCAAGUUUAUCCAAUUGAAACAUGAAGCUGAAGCUGAAAAUGUAAAGAAACAAACAAAGAACAAGCCAAGUGUUACUCUUAAUUCUCCAUCAACUUCAACAUCGUCAACUACUAAUAGGAAGUCUACUGCAGCGUGGCAAAAGCCUCGGCCGCAGUCACUGUCCAAUGGGUCUAGAUUGAUAAGGAGUACACUGGCUGUGGCCACUUCGGAACUUUUGGAUUUGAAACUGAACCUGAACCUGAACCUGAAUCUGAAUCUGACUUCUCCAGCCCCCACUAAAUCUAAACGAUCCAAAAUGAGAAGCGUCGCCAACUUAAAAGACAUAGAGGCUGCAUUGAACGAAUUGGAAGUGUCUGCUGAUCCCUCGACCCAGUCACAGGUCAGAAGAACUUGUAAUUGUAUGGGAACUCGCCAUCCUUUGUUUGACGUAGCCCCCAAUUGCUUGAACUGUGGUAAGAUCAUUUGUGUAAAGGAAGGCAUUCAACCGUGCUCGUAUUGUGGGAAAGAGCUUCUUUCAUUCAAAGACAAAUUUGAAAUAAUAGACAUUCUAAGACACGAAAGAGAUACCAUAAAGGGUAUUGAAAAGCCUCCCAGUCGACUGGCUACUCCUGAGCUAAAUUCAAAACCAAAGCAUAGUAAUAAGAUCGUCAUCUCAAUGGAACCAGGUAAAAAUAAUUUAUGGGAUGCUCAAGAUAAAGCUUUGAAGAAAGCAGAUCAAGCUAGGAAACGGGAGAAUGCUCUUGUUGAACAACAAGAAAAGGAACAACAGCAGCUUCUUCAACAACAAGAAGAAAUGAAAUACUUUGAGAAACAUCAAGCCAUUAAUCCUGAACUUCAGAUGGCACAAGAAAGAUUGGAAACACUAUUAAACUUCCAAGAUACUGGUGCUGAACGGACCAAGAUAAUUGAUAAUGCGGCAGAUUAUGAUUUGCCAGGUUCAGCAAGCAGUAGCAUGUGGCUAUCACCAAUUGAAAGGGCAUUGCAAUUAAAGAAACAGCAGAAACAAUUGCGUAAGUAUGAAAACUCUGAAAAGGAAAGAACUGGACGGGGUAAAAGGGUUAUGGAUAUGGUUAUUCGCGAUGGAAAGGCCAUAUGGGUUGAAAGAGAAGGAGGUGGUGGAACUCAUAGUGAUGAUGAAAGGGAAUCAAAGGAAGAUGAACAGAUAACUGUUUUGGAGGAUUCUGUUAAACAUUCUAAGAACUUAAAGGAGAAUGAAAUGAUUCUGCUGACUUGGAAUUAUGAAAAAGAACUGAAAAAAUGGGAAAAACCACAGUAUGUUGGUUCAAAGGAUAAUUAUUCUGUUGAUACAAAUGCUGUUCGAGUUUCAUCUAAAGUACGGACUCGAGAUGAUAUUUUUGAUACCAAUGAAUUAGUGGUCAUGAUAUAA